CAUGAACUCCGAGCUCGACAUCCCCGACUUCACCAGGCUUCAGCCGAGGUAAGCGUGUAUGGCCGAGAGACACGGAGUUCGAGGUAUCUCAAUGAGGUAUGUCCAUCGUUAUCAACAUUGCCAUUCCCACGCGUACACAUAUCAUCGCCAACAGAUCCAUUUAGAACCAAAUCAGUCCACCUCUUGACAGUCCCUCAGCAAUGCCUUACUCUUCUCCCUAUCCAGAUAUAGACAUCCCCAAGCAAAACGUUCUCUCAUACCUGUUCCCUCCUGAUAAGCCGCUGUCUACCAAGCCACUAUGGAUCGAUGCGCAGAAUCCUUCUGUGAGUUUGUCGCAAGCCCAGAUGCUGCUCUGGAUCAAAAGGCUUGCUUUGGGACUUGACAAGCUAGGUAUCAAAGAGCAACAAGCCGUGAUGGUUUUCACCCCCAAUCACAUGUAUGUCUGCGCAGCGUAUCUGGCUGCCGCUGGCUCGAAACGCUUAUUCACCGGGGCUAACCCUAUCUACACUGUCAAUGAGGUUGCCCAUCAGAUGAAAGCCAUUGAUGCAGCUGUGGUACUUGUUCACCCCGAUCUCCUGGACACCGGCAUCGCGGCAGCAAAGCAGGCGAACAUCCCCACAGAUCGACUGUUCAUCUUCUCGGACACAGAGUCUCCAAUCACACAAGGUGUGCGUGAUUGGAGAUCAUUUCUCGCUUCAGAGUCAGAAGCCGAGUCCUGGCAAUGGGACCCGUUGGACGGUGAAGCUUCAUUGCAGACGAUUGCAGCCAUCAACUUUUCCAGCGGCACGACCGGCCUUCCAAAGGGUGUUUGCAUCUCCCAUCGCAGCCUGAUCACAAAUGCUGCUCAGUGUAUUUUCAACAAGUUCGAAGGGACACAGUACUCGCAGAACAAUCCAGGACCAGAGCGUUGGCUGGCCUUCCUUCCGCUAUAUCAUGCCUAUUCACAGCUCUGGACCAUCAACAUCGCCUGCAAACUUCAAGUUCCAGUGUACGUGAUGGGCAAAUUCAACUUCGAUGAUUUCCUGAGAUAUAUCGAGCAAUACAAAGUCACGGCGCUACAGGUGGUGCCGCCCAUCAUUGUCAUGCUAAGUAAGCGGCCUGAAACGGCAAAGUAUGAUAUCAGCAGCUUGAAACACUUGUUUUGCGGAGCGGCGCCCCUAAAAAGCGAAUUGCAGAACGAAGUGAGCAAACGAUUCAAUCUGGUCAUUUGUCAAGGUUGGGGCAUGACCGAAACAACGUGCGCUGGGAUCAUGAUGCCAGGCAUGACCAAGGACUUGACAGGAAGUAUAGGAUACCUGAUUCCUAAUACCGAAGCCAUGUUGGUCCAUGACGACGGCAAAGAAAUCACGAAAGAUGGCGAACCCGGCGAAUUGUGGCUUAGAGGACCUCAAAUGUUAUUAUCUUAUUGGCGAAAUGAGAAGGCUACAAAGGAAAGCAUCACGGAGGACAAGUGGUUUAAGACUGGCGACGUUGCCAUCACUAAGAAAGGCUUGUGGUGGAUCGUGGAUAGGAAGAAGGAGCUUAUUAAGGUCAAUGGCCUACAAGUUGCUCCCGCUGAGUUGGAGGCUGUACUGUUGGAGCACCCGGACGUCGCGGAUGCUGCUGCUGUUGGUAUCACAAUUCACGAUGAGGAACUUCCUCGGGCGUACGUUGCGCUGCAAGAGCAAGCUAAAGGCAAGACCACGGAGGAAGACAUCAAGAAGUUCGUCGCAAGUAAAGUCGCUAAACACAAACGGUUGGAGGGCGGCAUCAAGUUCAUCGACGAGGUUCCCAAACUCGCAAGCGGCAAGAUUGUGAGGAAAUUGAUGAAGGAGUGGGCCAAACAGGAUGCCAAAGAGAUCGAAGGCCAGGUCAGAGCAAGACUCUGAUGGGAUGAUGGCUUCUUUGUCUGACACUCUUGAACAAAGCAUUCUUGCUGUCAAUGUCCGUCUUUAUCGGUGGUCGUAUCAUGCUUUUCGCCGAUAUAACGCUGUGUGCCUGGCUAGUGAGCCUCGACGAUGAUCAAAACCCUCAAAGAUCGGACCAACAAAUGCGAAAAGAACGAAGCCUUGAUGUCUAACGAGCAAGGAAGUACCUAGGUAGGACGCCGCACAGCAAUCCGAACUCAAUGUCAGGCCUUGUGGGCAGACGGCAAGCUCCCGUGUCUUCGGUGAUGUUUGACAAACAAUCGGCAAUCCGUGAGCAGCAAAUGAAGUGAAUAUGCUGGAAACAACCGGCGAUCUUUUCACCCAGCGGGCGAAGUCGGUCUACUGAUCACACAUGACAUCGAU
Exophiala viscosa is the source of this 2270-nucleotide messenger RNA. RefSeq names its product 4-coumarate-CoA ligase. Gene Ontology annotation, molecular function: CoA-ligase activity. Bases 201 to 1868 code for a protein of 555 amino acids. NCBI's taxonomy places the organism in Eukaryota, Fungi, Ascomycota, Eurotiomycetes, Chaetothyriales, Herpotrichiellaceae. The transcript has a single exon. Gene Ontology annotation, biological process: secondary metabolic process. The record is from RefSeq and is a predicted model, not a curated record.